AUGAGUGAUCUCAAUCCCCUCGCAGCUACGUUCGAACUGCGGUACAAGAAGGCUUGGAAACUUUGCUACGAGGGCAACCGUGAGGAAGCAGAGACCACAGCUGCCGAGCUUCUUCUCGAGCCUCGCCUCGGUCGCUUUCAUCAAGCUGGCAUGCAUCUUCUGCUAGCCAUGUCGCCCCACGACUAUGUGGAGCAUGCGCUCGAGGCAGUCAAACUGUACACUGAGAUGGAAAACCGCGAAGGCGUGACUGUCACGGAGCGGGAGCAGCUUCAGAAGCUCAUUGGUGAUGCCAACCAUCUCCUGAACAAGGCUCGCCAAGACCAGACCGUGGCUGACCGAAACAUUCAGAAGGUCCUGGCAACUAUGACUAUGGAUGACCUGCACGAUGCUCGGAUUGAGGAAAUGCACAAACGACUUGACGCCGAACAAGCGGCCGAAGAGGCUGCCGCUGCCGCCGUCGCCGAAGAUCUUGAUGAUGCUUUUGGGGUAGCGCCGUCUCAAGAACUCCCCAGUAGCCAGGACGUCCCUGAGCUGGCCGGAGAUUCUCAGAUGACAGGCACCGAUACUCAGCGCACUGAUUCACAGCGCAUCACGGUUUCGCGCUCUGUAUCCAUCGCUGAUUCUCAGCGCACCGAGACCGGGCUUGAUGAUGAUGAGCCUCUUCCUGACAUUGUCAGAUACAAGUUCGACGAUAAGAAGGGUCUCUAA
Messenger RNA from Fusarium subglutinans, 708 nucleotides. RefSeq lists its product as uncharacterized. The record is from RefSeq and is a predicted model, not a curated record. The coding region runs from base 1 to 708 and encodes 235 amino acids. Lineage: Eukaryota; Fungi; Ascomycota; Sordariomycetes; Hypocreales; Nectriaceae. The transcript has 3 exons.